UUCCGCCUAAAAAGAUUUCAUUUCAAUUCCGAGGGUGGAUGGCAACCCGCCUCUUCUUAACCUCCUUCCACAUUUUUACUCUCACUCUCAUUUAUUCUUCGUUGCUAACGACGAAAGCUUCGUAGGAACUUGCAUAAACAUUGAACUCGCUCCUCCCAUCCCUCAAGUCAGCAGUCCAAUGACCGGAUAUGAGUCUGUCGACAUUGGGUUGGAGUCUCACGGCAAUCACAGCACCAAGUCAAUGAAUGGCACCCAAUAUACCUUGAAAGAAAUCCUUACAAGCAGCGAUGUUCGUUUACUUCAUGAAUACAUUGUUGAAAAGGAACGCGAAAGACAGAAUAUGGCGAGUGAUCUGGAUAUGGCUGCUAGACUCGGUUUGGCUAUCUCCGAAGCCAACGAAGAGCUGCAAGCAAAGCUAUCGCAACUAGAACAAGAGCGUGAUCAUUUGAAAGCUGAGCUUACUGUUGCCACGAAACAUCCGGUAUAUUCCCCAGAUGACAGUGCGUCCUCUUUCUCUCGGUAUAUGAACGACUUACGAAUCUCUGGAUCGGAAAAUGGCUCUCCAACAUCAGCAUCAGCCAUGUCCCCAAUUGAAGAAAGAAAUAAAUUAAGAGCUGAACUAGACGAAGCUACCCGAGAGCUUACAAGGUUUCACAAGGAAAUGGAUAGUUUAUCGGUGCAAUUGAACGAUAUGGCUGCAGAAAUGGCCGAAUCUCAAAGCAAAGUUGGAGUCUAUUCUAAGCGAUUGGCCGAAGUAGAACAUAGUCUCACCACUACACAAGAAAUGAACGUGAAUUUGCAGAUACUGCUUGAAAAAGCUCUAAAUUCGCAAAAGCAAAGCAAUGCUAGCACAAACCACGUUGUUCGCAAUAUUCAAAGCGAUGUUUCAAAGGUAUUGAAUGAAAACAAUCGCUUGAGGAAUCGGAUAAACGAACUGGAAGAAUACCAGACACAUUGCGAGAAAAAGCUCGUCAAAUUAGUCGACCAGUCCAAAGAAUAUGCUCAUUUACUUCAGCAAGCUCAAGAUGCUAUCUAUCAGAUGAACCAAUACAAUUACACUAGUGAUAUGGAUCCUCCUAUGACAGGCACAUUCACACCGAAAUCACCAAGUCUGGGGUGGGAUGGUACCAUGUUAAAAGAAUCUGAAAUUACAAAGGGACCUGUUUUCUCCGCAGAAUUCAAGCAAGAAAUGCAAAAGGAAAUAGAAAGAGAACUGUCAAUGCGAAAUGAUAUGAGGCAUAGAAUCGUCAAACAUGAUAGCAUGACAUUGGACCGGUCUCAUGCUGCUGAGGGUCUCAAAUACCUUCUGUCGGAGCGAGAGAUAAUGUCUGCUAGCAAUUCUACUAGCACUUCGUCUUCUGUUGCAAGUCGGCCCAAGGUGAAGGAACAAGUCGAGCAACCACCAGCACCGACGCCUCAAAAAGUCGACAGCACGUCUACUAAAAAGCAUCAAGGAACAUCAGAACCAUCUUUCAUGAGCCGUGGUCUUCGACCAUUAUCUUCAUCUAGUGAUACACUUCUUGGUUUAGGAGGACUAGCCCCAUCUGGAGGCUAUGUUUUAAGGUCUAUGCCUCGAGGUUCCGCCGGAUGGACAGCAACAGCAGCCACUGCACGCGGCAGUCCAAGUAUCAGCACCAAGUUUUUCCGUCGUCUUGCUAGUAAUCUCGAUGCAUACGAUACCAAUAACCAUGAAGAUAUCGACGACGAUAUAGACGGCUUAUAGAAAGAGGCUUUUGUCAUCCACUAUGCUAUUUAUUCCAGUUAUGUAGAUUGAUUUUGUAUAUUAUGAAUUGUUUGUAUUUUAGCCCUAUUGAAUUAUGCCUUGGUUCAGAUUCACAUUCCUUGGAUCCUGGCGCAACAUACCUCUCCUCCACCCCAAAAACAUCAACAUCCCAUUAAGCCACAUAUAAUACUAUGAAAUAUAAUCCCUAGCUAAUGCAUUGUAUUUUCAACAUGAUACCUUUCUGACUGAACUUCUUUCC
This is a messenger RNA of Umbelopsis ramanniana AG, 1982 nucleotides long. RefSeq lists its product as uncharacterized. The transcript is spliced from 8 exons. The coding region runs from base 179 to 1723 and encodes 514 amino acids. The record is from RefSeq and is a predicted model, not a curated record. Lineage: Eukaryota; Fungi; Mucoromycota; Umbelopsidomycetes; Umbelopsidales; Umbelopsidaceae.